CAUUUUAUUCUCAUUCACUCCCAAUUUCUGCAUCCUCUUCGAUUUCUAAGUUGUAUCCCUAAACUUUUCCAAAGUAGAAUUUCUGAAUUCCUUCAAUGGCGCCAAAGGGAGAGAAGAAACCAGCUGAGAAGAAACCCGUGGAGGAGAAGAAGUCCACGGUAGCAGAGAAAGCCCCGGCCGAGAAGAAGCCAAAGGCCGGAAAGAAGCUGCCUAAGGAUGGCGGUGCCGCUGCCGGAGACAAGAAGAAGAAGAGAAACAAGAAGAGUGUGGAGACAUACAAGAUCUACAUCUUCAAGGUUCUGAAGCAAGUUCACCCUGACAUUGGUAUCUCAAGCAAGGCCAUGGGUAUCAUGAACAGUUUCAUCAACGACAUCUUCGAGAAGCUUGCUGCAGAGUCUUCAAGACUUGCAAGAUACAACAAGAAGCCAACAAUUACAUCAAGGGAAAUUCAGACCGCGGUUAGACUUGUUCUGCCCGGAGAAUUAGCCAAGCACGCCGUCUCUGAGGGCACCAAAGCUGUUACUAAGUUUACAAGUUCUUAGACUCUUUAAGGCUGGUGAUAUUUUGUUUGAUGGAUCCAGUUUUAGUUAUUAAAUAUAUCAAUUAGGAGCUUCUUUCUUUGUUAAGGCUUGUAUCCUGAAACAAUUGAAUCUGUUGUUUCCUUUGUGUAUUAAAGUGCCGAUUAUAAUUAUAUUUGAUCACUAAA
Messenger RNA from Lathyrus oleraceus (garden pea), 706 nucleotides. Its product is annotated as probable histone H2B.1. Bases 96 to 542 code for a protein of 148 amino acids. Lineage: Eukaryota; Viridiplantae; Streptophyta; Magnoliopsida; Fabales; Fabaceae. The transcript has a single exon. Gene Ontology annotation, cellular component: nucleosome. Gene Ontology annotation, molecular function: structural constituent of chromatin; protein heterodimerization activity; DNA binding. The record is from RefSeq and is a predicted model, not a curated record.